AUGUCACUGGAAUUUGGCUCUGGGAACCUCAGGCAUUCCAACCCCUACUUUCGUCUCUCCAUCGACAUUGGAACCAGUCAUGUCCGGUUCUCAUGUGGUUCCCGUCAUGGUAAUUAUGCCGCUACAAGAGACAGUCGGCUUUCAAAUGUGCAGGUGCCAACGGGUACCAGAGACCUAGCUAAGAUAAACGUGGGCUCAAGCACGUUCAUCCCAGUCGACGACGAAGAAUUUAUCCAGAUCAGCCCAAUCAAGGAUCUCAUCCUUCAAUCAGACGUGGACAAGAGGUUUGAGGAUAAGGGAGUGUUGUUCACCCGAGAUGAGGUGCUCGCCUACGUGCUCAAACUCAUCAUCACCGAAGCCGUAGCAGAGCUUUGCAACUCGGAGCGAGGGGACACAGUGACCCAAGAAGAGUUGGAAGAGAAGGGUAUUUUCCUUGCUACUACGUUUCCAGCAGCUUUCAGUCCAAUGGAAAAGACAAGGUAUCUGACAUACUUCUACGCGGCCUUCCGAUACGUUCGGAAAUUGGCAACUUCUGAACCAGUUGCUGCAACCUACAAAUAUGCCCCAGAGCGGAAGGACAGAACGCCUCUAUUGACUCUGAUGUUCGACUUUGGUGGCAGAACAGUUGAUUGUGCCUUAAUCCUGUGCAAUAACAAGGGCGACAUCAAGACUGUGCAUCAAUUUGGUGUCUCCCUUGGCGUUGAUGUACCUCUCAACGAAUCUUGGAAGGAGAUCCGCAACAAAGAGCUAGGGGACAUUGCUGGAAACUGGAAUGCUCUAAAAAGUUACAGUGAGGAGUUCCAAAAGGUGGCCGUCAAUGACCAGGACUCAACUCAGGACUUGGACGAGUACUUCCCUCCUAGUCUCAAAAAGACCCAGGGCGGCUUAGAUAUCCGCUCCAUCUUCAAAAAACAUUGGAUAGCCAACGUGAAGAGGGCUGACAACGAUCUGAAUCAGAAACUCGACGAGAUCUUUGAGGCAGGCACCUUGGAGGUUCGACGGACAGUUGUGGAUCUUUUGGACGAUUAUCCAAAACGCCACACUCAUUUGAAAAUGCAAGUUGGGCUGUGCGGUGGAGGUCCGCUUUUUCCUUGUAUCCGUGGCAUACUUGAAGAACUGGUUUCUCGCCGAGGAUACCGAGGAGUUCCACAACUGUUCACGCAAGGCAAGGUGAAUAGCGCUGCUGUGGUCGGCUUAGACUUGAAGGUGCAGGAGAUGAUGAAAUACCCGUUGGCCGUUGCGCCCAUCACAAUCUGUCUCGAACAAAACGUCCCACACACCUUGUACCCCAACAGGAUCGCAGCCACUGGUGGCACACAUUCGAUUUCACGAGAUCCCGCCGCGGAUGUUGAGCUCCUGGUCCUGGCACUCAAGGGCCAGGCGAUCACAAGCCCAAAACUGCCAGUCAACCAGGCUCCUCCAACCAAUUUCGUGUAUAUGGACAGCAACCUAGAAUACGGACGAGAUGCUGUGACGACGUUCAAAGCUACGUUCAGCGACGUCAAGUACAAAACAAACCAGAAUCAUUUUCUCGUCGCUCAGGACAACAGGAAGUUCUACUGUUGCGCUGAGCUUCGCAUCUCCUGCAAACACUGGAGCGAAAAGACCAAAGCCCUAACUGCCUUGAAAAUCACCAUAGACAUGGAAGGGGGGACGGUCGAGUGUGAGGGAAUUCUGUAUUCCCUACACAAGUGGAAUGCCCCCGGAAUCAACUCCGAUGAUCAGUUCGACAUGAUCGAGAGGGAGAUCAGUGUCUUGGAACGCUUGAAGGAAGAGACGCUCGAAAAUGUCAAGAAGCACGUGAAAGAUCUAGAGGACGAGGGUCUUGCCAAGUUGCAUACAGACAUCUAUCAAGUUGUGUCUCUCAACAUGGAGGAGUACAACAAUUUCGAUGUAAUCUACGCUGCCCAAGAUCUAGACGACUAG
Boeremia exigua is the source of this 1926-nucleotide messenger RNA. RefSeq lists its product as uncharacterized. The record is from RefSeq and is a predicted model, not a curated record. The coding region runs from base 1 to 1926 and encodes 641 amino acids. Lineage: Eukaryota; Fungi; Ascomycota; Dothideomycetes; Pleosporales; Didymellaceae. The transcript has 2 exons.